AUGGCGACCCAAACUAUUACGAAAAGCCACCCUCGCGAUUCUAUGAUAUCCACCUGGCGCGAUGGUGACCGAUCACAAUGGACAUCCUCCCACUGGCUGCUUGAUCUGCUGGGUACACACCUCAAGCCCAGCGACGGAGAAGUGCCUGUCUUUUCUAAGAAAGAAAAGAUCCCGUCCGUGCGGGAAUGGACUGUCCAUCUGUGGAUCCUGCUUCACGGUUUGAUUCCGCACGUUCUUCAACAAGCAUACAUGAUCUAUAGUGGGCGGACCCCCCACCCGAUCGUUGUCUUUUUGUUGUAUAGCACAACAUUCUAUGGGACCGGUAUCCAUCUAGUACAAGUAAUUCGCCGCCUCGGUUGGGUCUACGGCUUCCUGGACGGAGAUAAGCAUGAACGGGACGACAUCCCUGAUGUUGGUGUGGGAAGGGUUGCGACGGAACUGCUUUCCGUCCCGACACUUCGCCUGGCUAUGUCUGUCUACCUAUCGUAUCAACCGGAGAAGCUCCCAUUAUCUUUCAACUGCGGCUGGCUGGCGCUCGAGAUUGGACUCUACAGCAUUACGGUAGACUUUUGGUUCUAUUGGUAUCACCGCUUGAUGCACUCGGUGGCCCCGUUGUGGAAGUUUCACCGCACGCACCACCUGACGAAACACCCUCACCCGAUGCUUGGUGCAUAUGCCGACCAUGAGCAGGAGUUUUUUGAUAUCAUUGGCAUCCCACUCCUUGCGUACGGUACUCUCAAGCUGAUCGGCAUGCCCAUGUCGUUUUACGAAUGGUAUAUUUGUUAUCAAUAUGUGGUCUUCUCUGAGAUCAUCGGACAUAGUGGUCUCCGCGUUCAUGGGGGCGCACCCUCCACUGUCAACUGGAUACUUGAGUUCUUUGAUGCAGAGUUAGUAAUCGAAGACCAUGACCUGCACCACCGCUACGGAUGGAGACAAAGCCAUAAUUACGGGAAGCAGACCCGUCUCUGGGACCGCAUAUUCGGCACCUGUCGUGAACGCAUCGAAGGCCAUAAGGCUAACAUCGACUACGAAAAUCGUGUCACAUUCCCACUGUUUUAA
Messenger RNA from Penicillium cinerascens, 1059 nucleotides. Its product is annotated as sterol desaturase family protein. Gene Ontology annotation, molecular function: C-4 methylsterol oxidase activity; iron ion binding. The transcript has a single exon. Gene Ontology annotation, biological process: ergosterol biosynthetic process. NCBI's taxonomy places the organism in Eukaryota, Fungi, Ascomycota, Eurotiomycetes, Eurotiales, Aspergillaceae. The coding region runs from base 1 to 1059 and encodes 352 amino acids. The record is from RefSeq and is a predicted model, not a curated record.